AUGACCAAGUCACCCGCUGGAUCGAUCCACAAGCACGACCCCGAACUCGAGGCCUCCGUCGGCAAGGACGGUAUUGACUACACCCGCGUCAACCUCCUCCGCAACACAUCCGUCGCAAAGCUCUACGAGGAUGCCCUCCGCUACGAGCCCGGUACCUCCAUCUCUUCCGCCGGUGCCCUUGUCACCUCGUCCGGAAAGAAGACUGGACGCUCUCCCCGGGAUAAGCGUAUUGUUGAUGAGGACUCCACCAGCGAGGAUAUCUGGUGGGGACCCGUGAACACCAAGAUGACCGAGCAUGCUUUCUUGAUUAACCAUGAGCGUGCUGUCGACUACCUCAACACCCGUGAGCGUCUCUACGUUUUCGAUGGAUAUGCUGGUUGGGACCCUAAGUACCGCCUGAAGAUCCGUGUUGUCUGCGCUCGCGCUUACCACUCGCUCUUCAUGCACAACAUGUUGAUCCGCCCCACCGAGGAGGAGCUCAAGAACUACGGCGAGCCCGAUUUCACCAUCCUCAACGCCGGUGCCUUCCCCGCCAACAGAUACACCACCGGCAUGACCUCCAGCACCUCCGUCUCCAUCAACUUCAAGCUUCGCCAGAUGGUCAUUCUUGGAACUGAGUACGCUGGAGAGAUGAAGAAGGGUGUCUUCACCAUCAUGCAUUACCUCAUGCCCAAGGCUGGUGUUCUCUCCCUCCACUCCUCCGCCAACCAGGGACCCCAGGGCGAUACCUCUCUCUUCUUUGGUCUCUCUGGAACCGGCAAGACCACCCUCUCUGCUGACCCUGCCCGUGCCUUGAUUGGUGAUGACGAGCACGUCUGGACUGACACUGGAGUCUUCAACAUCGAGGGAGGCUGCUACGCCAAGACCAUUGAUCUUUCCGCCGAGAAGGAGCCCGAGAUUUUCGGCGCCAUCCGCUUCGGUUCCGUUCUCGAGAACGUCGUCUUUGACGAGGACACCCGUGUCGUCGACUACUCUGACAAGUCCCUCACCGAGAACACCCGUUGCGCCUACCCCAUCGAGUACAUCCCCAACGCCUUGAUCCCCUGCGUUGGAAACAUGCCCAAGAACAUUGUCAUGCUCACCUGCGACGCCCUCGGAGUUCUCCCCCCCGUCUCCAAGUUGACCUCGUCCCAGGCCAUGUACCACUUCAUCUCCGGUUACACCUCCAAGAUGGCCGGUACCGAGGAUGGUAUCAUCGAGCCCGAGGCCACCUUCUCUGCCUGCUUCGGUCAGCCCUUCUUGGUCCUCCACCCUACCCAGUACGCCACCAUGUUGGCUGCCAAGAUCGAGGAGCACAAGGUCGAUGUCUGGUUGAUCAACACUGGCUGGAACGGCGGUGCCUACGGAACCGGCAAGCGUAUUGCCCUCAAGUACUCCCGUGCUAUUAUCGAUGCUAUCCACAACGGCGAGUUGAAGAGCGCAGAGUACGAGACCUACCCCAUUUUCGGCCUCGAGAUCCCCAAGACCGUCACCGGUGUCCCCGCCGAGGUCCUCAACCCCGCCACUGCCUGGCAGGGAACCCCCGAGACCUUCAACGCCACCGUCUCCAAGCUUGCUGGUUUGUUCAACGAGAACUUUGCCAAGUAUGCUGACCAGGCCACCGAGGAUGUCAUCGCCGUCGGCCCCAAGAUCUAA
Linnemannia hyalina is the source of this 1635-nucleotide messenger RNA. The record is from the annotation of a GenBank genome assembly. NCBI's taxonomy places the organism in Eukaryota, Fungi, Mortierellomycota, Mortierellomycetes, Mortierellales, Mortierellaceae.